Messenger RNA from Xenopus laevis (African clawed frog), 3542 nucleotides. It is a transcript of the gene top3a.L, whose product is annotated as DNA topoisomerase III alpha L homeolog. NCBI's taxonomy places the organism in Eukaryota, Metazoa, Chordata, Amphibia, Anura, Pipidae. Gene Ontology annotation, cellular component: nucleus; nucleoplasm; mitochondrial matrix. Bases 217 to 3285 code for a protein of 1022 amino acids. Gene Ontology annotation, biological process: DNA repair; DNA topological change; DNA recombination. Gene Ontology annotation, molecular function: DNA topoisomerase activity; zinc ion binding; DNA binding. The record is from RefSeq and is a predicted model, not a curated record. The transcript has 20 exons.
AAGUCACCUGACGCUGGCGCAUUACGGAAAGCGAGAAGGUCAGAGAGAACGAGAGUGUGAAAAGCAACGCGGGAAAUAAUAGGAUCGUUUCUUAGUGUUUUUUAGUGAUAUAGUCCCACAGAGAUCAGCACUGCCGGUGUAUGAGCUGUUCCGUGGGAUAUCGCUGCUCCCAGGCAUGAUUCCUGAAGGGAAUGGAAACGUCUCUGUGCUCCGGUGAUGGUUAUCCUGAGCAGGGUCCUAGCCCUCAGCAAGUUUAAAGUUGUGCUUCGUCCCGCAGUUCGUUUCUGCUCUCACCGUACGGCAGCGGAAAUGGCUUUGAGGAUCCCGGUUCAGAAAGUUCUUUGUGUAGCAGAGAAGAACGAUGCUGCCAAAGGGAUUGCAGAUCUCAUGUCCAAUAGCAGGAUGAGAAGGAGGGAAGGUUUCUCCAAGUUUAACAAGAUUUAUGAAUAUGAAUAUCAUUUGUUUGGAAAGGACGUGACUGUGGUGAUGACUUCUGUAUCAGGACAUCUGUUAGCCCUCGAGUUCAUGGACCAUAUGAAAAAAUGGCACAGCUGCAACCCGGUGUCUCUGUUUGAGGCAGAAGUACAGAAAUACUGUCCUGAUGACUUUGUAAACAUCAAGCGGACCCUGGAGCGGGAGGUGCGACAAUGUCAGGCUCUCAUAAUAUGGACGGAUUGUGACAGAGAGGGAGAAAACAUUGGCUUUGAGAUCAUCCAUGUCUGCAAAUCAAUCAAGCCAAGCUUGCAGGUUUUCCGGGCCCGCUUCUCUGAGAUCACUCCUCGUUCCAUCCGGAUGGCUUGUGAACACCUGGUACAACCUGACCAGAACAUCAACGACGCUGUCGAUGUACGAACGGAGCUUGACCUGCGGAUUGGUGCUGCUUUCACACGGUUCCAAACCCUCCGACUUCAGAAGAUAUUUCCUUCUGUGCUGUCCAAUCAGCUCAUUAGCUAUGGCAGCUGUCAGUUCCCAACCUUGGGCUUUGUGGUGGAGAGGUUUAAAGCCAUCCAGGCUUUUAUUCCUGAAACCUUCUACAAGAUCAAAGUGACACAUGAACACGAAGAUGGACUGGUGGAGUUUAGCUGGAAGCGGAACCGUCUCUUUAACCACACGGCUUGUCUGGUUCUCUAUCAGAUCUGUAUGGAGGACCCUAUGGCUACGGUGAUGGAGGUGGGAAGCAAACCAAAGAGCAAGUGGAGACCUGUGGCUCUAGACACCGUGGAGCUGGAAAAGCUGGCGUCCCGCAAGCUGAAAAUUGGAGCCAAGGAAACCAUGAAAACUGCGGAGAAGCUUUAUACUCAAGGUUUCAUCAGUUAUCCACGUACAGAAACAAACAUUUUCCCCAAGGAUCUUAAUCUGACAUCUUUGGUUGAGCAGCAGACACACGAUCCCCAGUGGGGUGGGUUUGCACAGCGAAUCUUGGAGAGGGGUGGGCCGACCCCACGGAACGGGAACAAGACAGAUCAGGCUCACCCUCCCAUCCAUCCCACUAAAUACACAAACAAUCUGCAGGGAAAUGAGCAGCGGAUCUACGAGUUUAUCGUGCGCCACUUCUUGGCAUGUUGCUCCCAAGAUGCACAGGGUCAAGAGACCACGGUGGAAAUUGACAUUGCUGCUGAGAGAUUUGUGGCUCACGGGUUGAUGAUCAUCGCUAGGAACUAUCUGGACGUCUAUCCUUAUGACAAGUGGAAUACAAAGAUUAUCCCUGUGUAUGAGAUGGGCGCCCAGUUCCAGCCAACCACAGUGGAGAUGGUGGAUGGGGAGACCAGCCCCCCGCAGCUUCUAACAGAAGCCGAUCUCAUUGCCCUGAUGGAAAAGCAUGGGAUUGGUACUGAUGCGACACACGCUGAGCACAUUGAGACCAUCAAGUCUCGCAUGUAUGUGGGUCUCACCCCAGAGCAGAGGUUUCUUCCCGGAGAGCUUGGAAUGGGGCUUGUGGAAGGAUAUGACUCUAUGGGCUUCCAGAUGUCCAAACCAGACUUACGAGCUGAGCUGGAGUCUGACCUGAAGUUGAUCUGUGAAGGGAAGAAGGAUAAAUUCACAGUCCUGAGGUUGCAGAUACAGAAGUACAAGCAGGUCUUUGUUGAGGCAGCGGCCAAAGCCACCAAGUUAGAUGAGGCCUUGUCUCAGUAUUUUGGCCAAGCAGCAGAGGCCGUGCCACAACAGGAAAUCUAUGCGGAAACUCCCCUUCCUGUACGGAAAUGCCCUCAGUGCAACCGGGACAUGGUGCUGAAGACCAAGAGGGAUGGAGGGUUCUUCCUUUCCUGUGUGGGGUAUCCCAGCUGUAAAUCAUCCGUCUGGUUCCCCAGCUCUGUCUUGGAAGUGUCAAGAGAUGAAAGUAUCUGCAGCACUUGCAGACCCCACCCAGUGCACAAGCUAAAGUUGAAGUUUAAGCGGGGAAGUAUCCCACCCCUCAUGCCCUUGGAAUUUGUUGGCUGCAUUGGAGGUUGCGAUGAAACACUUCGGGAGAUCCUGGACCUGAAAUAUCUGCACGGAGGUAACAGGCCCCCCCAGGCAGCCCCACGCGAGAGCAACCACUUGCAGGUGAACCAGACAAGUAAUCGCAUGGGAAACAGCGGGGAUGGGCGAGGGCGCCAGCCACAGACUAAAACUCUGAAGCCUCCUGUGGUGAAACCUUCGACUUCCAGAGGAGCUCCGCCCAUCCCCGGCAACAGUGAGAGCAAUGAAGUGGUUUGUAACUGUGGAGUAGCAGCAGUGCAGCUCACUGUCCGCAAGGAAGGACCCAACCAAGGCCGACCCUUCUACAAGUGCAAUGGCGGAGCCUGCAACUUUUUCCUGUGGGCAGAUCAGGAGGAUGGAGGUGGUCAGAAUGCUCCAGCUGGGCCCUCUACAGGACGUCCUUCCAAUGCCUUCAACAACUCUAGGGCACCUGAUAGUUUUAGGUCUGGAGGAGGAAGCAAUGACCCAGGAUCGGAAGGGCAGGCAGUAGUGUGUAUGUGCAACCAACCAGCUGUCACACGUACUGUGCAGAAAGACGGAGCCAACAAAGGACGACAGUUUCAUACCUGCUCCAAACCCAGAGAGCAGCAGUGCGGCUACUUCCAGUGGGCAGAUGAGAAUGUUCCUCCAGGCUCUUCCAGCGGAUUUUCCGGAUCCUCCGGUGGAAGUUCAUUCAGCGGCGGAUCUGGGGCCCAACGCAACUCUGGCAAGAAAAAUAAAAGAUCUGAGAACAGUUUUUCGGGCCCAACAGCAAAGAAGCCGAGAUCUUGUGGGAUCUGCCACCAGCCUGGACACAACAGAACCAACUGCCCACAGAACAGAUGAAAAACCAAGACUUGUUUUUAUUAGAACAUUUUACAGUGGAAAUGUCUAGAAACGUUAUGUUCCAGCAACAAUCUUUUAUAUCCUCACCUGAUACCAGAACACCAUUCAUCCCACUUUUCAGCAGUGCAAAUUCAAUGUGUACAUUAAAAUGUAAAAUAUUUUUUGUAACCUGUUUGUAUAUUUUAUACGUUGAAUGGAGGAAUUAUUUUAUAAUAUACUUGUGUUGAGAUAUGUUCUAUUAAACAUACAUUUUUAUA